Drosophila navojoa is the source of this 1382-nucleotide messenger RNA. It is a transcript of the gene Cpr100A, whose product is annotated as Cuticular protein 100A. Gene Ontology annotation, cellular component: chitin-based extracellular matrix. Gene Ontology annotation, molecular function: structural constituent of chitin-based larval cuticle. NCBI's taxonomy places the organism in Eukaryota, Metazoa, Arthropoda, Insecta, Diptera, Drosophilidae. The record is from RefSeq and is a predicted model, not a curated record.
AAGGCAGUUGACUUACAAAAUCCAUAGCCGUCGGUCUGGCACUCUGGCUAGUGUCGCAUUCGAUAUACAGUAACCACUCCUUGUUAACGGACUAUAACAGCGUAAAGGCACCAAAUCGCGUGUGAUUCCGUCUGAACGUGCAGUUUACGUAGUAGCUUAUCAAGGAUAACCCCAAAACAAAAUGUUUCGCUUCCUCGCAUUAACCACACUCGUGACCCUGGCAGUGGGCCAGAACUAUCACCAGGAUCCCAAGACGGCGGCCAUCAUCAGUGAGCAGCGCUAUUUGUCGGGCGAUGGUAAAUUCGGUGCCGCCUACACACAGGAGGAUGGCAUCAACUUCAAAGAGGAGACAGACUCCGAUGGCACGCGUCACGGUAGCUACAGCUACGUUGAUCCCUCUGGACAGCGUCGCACCAUCUCCUACACGGCGGGCAAGAAUGGAUUCCAAGCGUCUGGCGACCAUUUGCCAGUGGCCCCACCCGCACCACCACAGCCCGUGCCCACCGCCGGCUAUCAGCCGCAGUCGCAGUACCAGCCACAGCAGUACCAGGCCCCCGCACCCCAGUCCUCGUACCGUAGCAACGACUACGAUGACGGCUCGUACGAUCCUCGCUACAAUGACCCCGCCUUCGGCCAGCAGCAGCAGUCCUAUCAGCAGCCCGCUCCUCAGCCACAGUACCGUCCGGCGCCCGUGCAGCCCGCUUACAACCCGGUUCCACAGCCUGCCUAUCAGCAGCCCGCUCCUCAGCCGCAGUACCAACAGCCACAGCCACAGUCCUACUAUACGACGACCACGCCCAAUCCCCACCGUUUCUCGCCGCCCGGCAAGCUCUCGCUGAACCGCACACCCGACGGUUUCACCUACUCGUUCAACAAGGUCUAAGCGCUGGAGAGAGAACUACAUAGAUUGAGCUUGUUUCUAUUGUAAUGUUACGUAAUCUUUCAUUUAUUCACACCCAACACGAAACACUCUUCUCUCACUCUGUCCUCUCUCUCUCUCUCUCUUCUCUAUCUCUGUAACUGGCUGACUCUUGCUCUUUCCUUUCUUAAACUCUGUCAGCCACUUACUGCUGUUCCAGUUCUUACCUUCAUCAAAACUCUUUUGUGAUAUGUUUAAGAAAGAAAGUAAAAGUGUUGCAAACAUUCUGCAGCAGCUUAACCUUUACCUAUAUAUAGAUAUAUAUAUUUAUAUAUGAUUGUCGUACCUCCUAUCUACGAAUCUGUAUGUAGUAUGUCUAGCAGUUUUUGUUUGUAAUUUAUAAAUAACUACUUCUCAAUGCUGUUAAAUCCAACUCCACUCUCCUAAUGUGAAGCGAAACAAAUAAAUUUGUAAGUGUGUUUGCGGUCAAAGAUGAUGAAGAAGAAGACGUUGAUCAAAUGAA